ACACCACAUGGGGGCACUGACUACCUUUUGCGGCUCUGAGCCUUUAAGUAGUAGUGGAAGCCAUUUUGGAUGAGAGGCGGGAUAGUCAUUUGGAAAGCAGAGCCCUGGAGAGAGACUGAGCUCGCAUGCUCUGCGUGGGGCUGGCAUUGGAGCUAGCUUGCUCAGGGUUUCAGGGACUGGCUUUGGGAAUAUGUGGAAAGUUUAUGGAUGUAUGGACCUUUGGGAUUUUAUGUAUUUACGUGGGGUUUCCCCUACAACUGUGACCAUCGGAGGAGAGCCAGCUGGGGAAAAGGCUCGGAAGACAGAGUUGUCCGACACCGAUGUCAAUGCUUGCAUUCACCCAGGGUCGCAGAAGGUGUCUUGUGGUGUACCCAUGGACACAGAGGUACUUCGGCAAGUUUGGAAACCUCUACAACGCCGCAGCCAUCAUGGGUAACCCCAUGGUGGCCAAGCACGGCAUCACCGUGCUGCACGGGUUGGACAGGGCCGUGAAGAACAUGGAUGACAUCAAGAACACCUACGCUGAACUGAGCGUGCUGCACUCCGAAUCACUGCACGUGGAUCCCGACAACUUCAGGCUCUUGGCUGACUGCCUGUCCGUUGUCGUGGCCGCUCAAAUGGGCGCUGGCUUCACCCCAGAGGUCCAGGCCGCUUUCCAGAAGUUCCUGGCUGUCGUGGUGAACUCCCUGUGCAGACAGUACCACUAGAGACUCCAGCUAAGCUUUACCACCAAAGGCGAAGAGCAUGCCCUUUACCACCAUGACGUGUCUGCUGUGUCUUCAAUGAACAAGAUCUUGAAGCAAUAAAAGGGUUGUCAAAUGA
Engraulis encrasicolus (European anchovy) is the source of this 822-nucleotide messenger RNA. It is a transcript of the gene hbbe1.1, whose product is annotated as hemoglobin beta embryonic-1.1. The coding region runs from base 321 to 707 and encodes 128 amino acids. Gene Ontology annotation, molecular function: heme binding; organic acid binding; haptoglobin binding. The record is from RefSeq and is a predicted model, not a curated record. Gene Ontology annotation, biological process: oxygen transport; hydrogen peroxide catabolic process. NCBI's taxonomy places the organism in Eukaryota, Metazoa, Chordata, Actinopteri, Clupeiformes, Engraulidae. The transcript is spliced from 3 exons. Gene Ontology annotation, cellular component: blood microparticle; haptoglobin-hemoglobin complex; hemoglobin complex.